Dipodomys spectabilis (banner-tailed kangaroo rat) is the source of this 3205-nucleotide messenger RNA. It is a transcript of the gene Ajuba, whose product is annotated as ajuba LIM protein. Gene Ontology annotation, molecular function: transcription corepressor activity. The transcript is spliced from 9 exons. The coding region runs from base 315 to 1961 and encodes 548 amino acids. Gene Ontology annotation, cellular component: nucleus; adherens junction; transcription regulator complex. Gene Ontology annotation, biological process: regulation of DNA-templated transcription; negative regulation of hippo signaling; cytoskeleton organization. NCBI's taxonomy places the organism in Eukaryota, Metazoa, Chordata, Mammalia, Rodentia, Heteromyidae. The record is from RefSeq and is a predicted model, not a curated record.
UUGGGAGAGAAGUUCGGUGUGUGCGGAGUGUGAGAGCGCUAGGGGGGCGGGGGCCGGGGUCAGUCGUGUGGUGAGUUGCGUCGACGCGUGAACAGAUAGAGACCUGCGGGCCCGACAGCCACGGCUCUGGGCCCUUGCUGACCCACUUGACCCCAGAUGCGCGGGGGGAAGAAGCCCCUCUCGCCGGGGGAUGCUGCGGGAUUGCGGGCGCCGGGCACCUGGGACGCCCGCUAAGCCCUCUGUGCCUAUCCUGUACCCCUGGGAAACGGAGGUCCGGCCGCAGGGAGGGGGCUACAGGCCCCGGGCCCGAGGGCAUGGAGCGGCUAGGGGAGAAAGCCAGUCGCCUGCUGGAGAAGUUAAGGCUCUCGGACUCCGGCAGCGCCAAGUUCGGCCGCAGAAAGGGUGAAGCGAGCCGGUCUGGGUCUGAUGGAACUCCGGGGCCGGGAAAGGGGCGCCUAAGUGGGCCGGGGGCACCCAGGAAAUCAGGGCCCCGAGGAGCUGCUGGGGGACCUGGGGAUGAGCCACUGGAGCCGUCUCGGGAGCAAGGCCCCCUGGACUCUGAGCGGAAUCCGCGCAGCUCGUUCGAGGCGCAGCGCUACGAAGGCUCCUUUCCUGGGGGGCCGCUGCCCACCCGGGCCUUGCCUCUACCUCAGUCAUUGCCUCCCGAUUUCCGGCUGGAGACGACGGCACCGGCCCUAAGUCCCCGCUCCAGCUUCGCCAGUAGCUCAGCCAGCGACGCGAGUAAGCCGUCCAGCCCCCGGGGCAGCUUGCUGCUGGACGGGGCGGGGGCCGGUGGAGCCGGAGGUAGCCGGCCCUGCAGCAAUCGCACCAGCGGCAUCAGCAUGGGCUACGACCAGCGCCACGGGAGCCCCCUGCCCGCCGGCCCGUGCCUGUUCGGCCCACCCCUGACCGGGGCUUCGGCAGGCUAUUCCCCCGGAGGGGUCCCGUCCGCCUACCCCGAGCUCCAUGCCGCCCUGGACCGACUGUGCGCUCACCGGCCCGCGGGUUUCGGCUGCCAGGAGAGCCGCCACUCGUACCCCCCGGCCCUGGGCAGCCCGGGAGCUCUGACCGGGGCCGCAGCGGGAGCGGCGGGGCCCCUGGAAAGACGCGGAGCGCAGCCCGGACGACACUCAGUGACUGGCUACGCGGAUUGCGCCGCGGGUGCCCGUUACCAGGAUGAGCUCACAGCCUUGCUGCGCUUGACGGUGGGCAGCGGCGGGCGAGAAGUCUGCGCCCGAGGGGAACCUCCGGGGGUAGAACCGUCGGGGGCCGAGGAGCCGCCGGGUCCUUUCGUUCCGGAGGCCUCCCGAGCCCGGAUGCGGGAGCCAGAGGCCCGCGAGGACUACUUCGGCACCUGUAUCAAGUGCAACAAAGGCAUCUAUGGGCAGAGCAAUGCCUGCCAGGCCCUGGACAGCCUCUACCACACCCAGUGCUUUGUUUGCUGCUCCUGUGGGAGGACGUUGCGCUGCAAGGCUUUCUACAGUGUCAACGGCUCUGUGUACUGUGAGGAAGAUUAUCUGUUUUCAGGGUUUCAGGAGGCAGCUGAGAAAUGCUGUGUCUGUGGUCACUUGAUUUUGGAGAAGAUCCUGCAGGCUAUGGGCAAGUCCUACCACCCAGGCUGCUUCCGAUGCAUCGUUUGCAACAAGUGCUUGGAUGGUGUUCCCUUCACAGUGGAUUUCUCCAACCAGGUCUACUGUGUCACCGACUACCACAAAAAUUAUGCCCCUAAAUGUGCAGCCUGUGGCCAACCCAUCCUCCCCUCUGAGGGCUGUGAGGACAUCGUGAGGGUGAUAUCCAUGGACCGUGAUUAUCACUUUGAGUGCUAUCACUGUGAGGAUUGCCGGAUGCAGCUUAGUGAUGAAGAAGGUUGCUGCUGUUUCCCUUUGGAUGGGCACUUGCUCUGCCAUGGCUGUCACAUGCAACGACUCAGUGCCCGGCAGCCCACUGCCAACUAUAUCUGAGCUGCACUCACUGCUGCCAUCAUCACCGCCAUGGACAAACUCCCCUGGCCAGUGGGCCUCUCAGAGGCCUGCCGAGGCAAGGAAUGCACUCUGCAAUCCUGGCAGAAGAGUCCUCUGGGGAGGUCCUAAGGGCCAGAGACCCAAAGAUCCUAACAUUCCAAAUGGACUAGAGAAACCCUCUGAUCUCCAGGGUGGGGGGGAUGACAGGCUUUCCAUGUGUGUAGCCUGGGCUGUAACAUAUCUCCAGGUACAUACAAGCAGGUUCCAGUACUUUCUACAUAUCUGAUUCUGGUCUUUAUCUCCAAUGUAUAUGCAUAAGUUGAACAAUGUUCUGGCUGUGGAUCACAAGAGAAGAGGACAUUAUGGAAGCGCCCACAUCAUGUUGUACCCCACACAUGGCAUCAGACAUGGACUCAGCUAGGUAUUUACCAAUGUCCUGUCUGUAUCUGGAAACCCUGGACUUUCUAAAUGGCCUUUUAAGAACGCUUUGCAUCCCUCUGCUGGGAAUGUUGCCCAGCUCUGGGUGGGCCUGCUGCCUGUGUUGCCUGUUUCUCAGGGAAUCGUGGGCCUGGGGAGGCUGUUUCCUCCUCUGCUCAGUUGUGGAGGUCAUGAGUGGGUCUCUGGGUAUAGAGCUUGCUGGAUGGGAUGUCUAGGAAGCUGCAAGCUAGCCUUAUUCCCAGCUGUAGGUGCACUGAGCCCUAUAGCCAGUAUAGUAUUUGUGGUACAUUGAUAUGCGUGUGCACACUCACUCUCUUCUUCUCAGGUCAGUCUUAUGCUUAGUUCCCUAGCAGUAGCUUUACACUCAAGAUCUACCUGCUCUCACAGGGAUCCGGAGUUAACCUCCACUGCAACCCCAGAAUACUUGGAUUGGGCUGAAACUUGAACUCACCUAAAGCUAGAUGUCUUUUAAAAACAACAAAAAAUAAAACAAUGCACUGAAAACAUGCUUAAAAGUUUUAGUUCUCUGAAUGACCAAUUUGUCAAAAGCUUAAUUCUCUUUGGGGGGGGUAUUUUUAUAUCCAUUUGGGCAUUCUUUUCUCUAUUUUAAAGAUUUAUAUCUACUCAUCCAAGAGUAUCUCUGAGUGAGUUUCUGGCAUCAUAAAUUUAUCAAAUUUGCAGCACUUUGUAAAUGAUGAGAUUGUUUCCUACCUUUAUGGGUGUCUUUUCCUAUGUCAUCUACUUUAAAAACACUUUUUUAAAAAAAAGUUCAAGCUUUAUAGCAAUAAAUACAGUUGAUACAAACA